GCCAUCUUCUUAAUAUGUGGUCCUGGGCCAAUCACACUUGUGACUAUUAGCAACAUGGCAACGCUAUUUAUGCAUCCGACUUUCCAUCGACUUUGGUGUAAAUAAGAACUUGCACGGGGCAACCAUUCGAUGUCAACUGACCCGCUUCUACAUUUGGGUUCACCUGAAGAGACAUUUAUCUCACGUUCUGCAUCCUUUCUUCCCAUCUCGCCAUGUCCCUUGAAAGCCUACAGGGAAACAGAACACUCGAUAUUCUCUACAAAGCCGAGCAAGGAGGCUAUGGUGUCCUAGCACAAGUCUGCUAUGACGCUCAAUCGGUCAUCGCCCUUGUCCGUUCCGCAGAACGAAUGGCCAGCCCAGCAAUGAUUAUGCUGUUCCCUGUUACGCUGGCAUACGGAAAAGGUCCUUUCCUUCAGUUUUGCCUAUCCAUAGCACAUCAAGCGGCUGUGCCGAUCGCGGUCCACUUGGACCAUGCAACCGACCCAGAGCAUCUCGAACUCGCAUUGAGUUUAGCUGAAAAAGGAAUUGCUUUUGAUAGUAUCAUGGUCGAUGCUAGUCAUGCGGAGACUGACGAGGAGAAUAUCGCUCUUGCUCGGCCUUACAUCGACCGUGCAAGGAAGUAUGGGAUCGCGGUCGAAGUUGAGUUGGGUCGACUCGAAGGAGGUGAAGCCGGGUUGAGGAUGAUUUCAGAUGCGAAAUUGACAAAUCAAAAGAAUGCGGAUAUGUUCAUGAAAGGAACUGGUGCUGUGAUCUUAGCACCAAGUAUUGGAAAUCUGCACGGCUCAUAUCUCAAACCACCAAACUUCAGGCAGGACAUCAUUCAAAACCUGCGUACCACGUUCAAAGGACGGGGGAUCCCAUUAUGUCUUCAUGGCACAGAUGAACUACCAGACGAGCUGUUCCGCGAGUGUAUCGCUAGUGGCAUGAGCAAGUUCAACAUCAAUUCAUGGGCGAGAGAUCCUUAUCUGAAAACAUUUACCUCCGCUUUGCAGGCAGGAAGACCGCUUCCUGACGCAAUCGAGGAAGCGACAGAGAUGUUUGCGACAGUGUGUGAUAGAUUCAUUACGCUGUUUGGGUCUGCAGGGAAGGCAUGA
This is a messenger RNA of Lentinula edodes (shiitake mushroom), 1094 nucleotides long. RefSeq names its product ketose-bisphosphate aldolase. Bases 213 to 1094 code for a protein of 293 amino acids. Gene Ontology annotation, biological process: carbohydrate metabolic process. The record is from RefSeq and is a predicted model, not a curated record. The transcript is spliced from 7 exons. Gene Ontology annotation, molecular function: aldehyde-lyase activity; zinc ion binding. NCBI's taxonomy places the organism in Eukaryota, Fungi, Basidiomycota, Agaricomycetes, Agaricales, Omphalotaceae.